This is a messenger RNA of Camelina sativa (false flax), 413 nucleotides long. RefSeq names its product putative defensin-like protein 83. Lineage: Eukaryota; Viridiplantae; Streptophyta; Magnoliopsida; Brassicales; Brassicaceae. The record is from RefSeq and is a predicted model, not a curated record.
UUGAAGAUUGUUCCUCUUUAGUUUUUUUCUUUUUCUUUUCAAAGUGAGAGUAAAGCUUAUUCGUUGACAAAAAGAGAAAAAAAAGUAAAGCUUAUUCCAACAACGAGCCUCUCCCAACACAAACAAUGGCAACAAAUAAAUUUUCAUAUCUUUCAUUACUUUUGUUGAUUGUGUUUACUCCCUCUUUGCUGCCAAUUAUUUCAGGACAAAUGAUACCAUGUAUAUCGGGGAUAUGUACGGACUCAACACCAUGCAAUGUAGCUUGCAUAUCAAAAGGAUACAAAGGAGGGGUUUGUGUACGCAUGGACUUUAGCUCAACGACUGGUGCUUGCUGCUGCAAUCCUAAUUUUAAAUCUCAAGAAUCUUUCAAAUCUGAUAAUGUCCUCAUUACUAAUUAGCUUAUCAGUAGAUCU